AUGCACCUAUCGGCUGCCUUCGAUACUGUGAACCAUCAGAUCCUCCUCUCCACCCUCUACGAGUUGGGCAUCGCCGACGCGGCCCACGCUUGGAUUGCGUCCUACCUGACAGGUCGCUCCUACCAGGUGGCGUGCGCUCUUUGCUCAAAACACACCCCUUACCUGGCCAAAACCCAGGUUACCAAAUGGUUCCAGACCACAAUUAGAAAAGCUUGGGGACAGAUAUCCCACAAGUACGAAUUUGAGCUGACAUUUCGCAACAUAGACGCCCCAGGAGCUCUGAUGGUUCGAUUCAGAUCAGGGAAGGUGAUAACCUUCGAUAUGGCUCCCAUGGUGAAACUCAAAGACACUGAAGCUUAUUUCACCAUUUCUCCUUCCACCCCAACUACGAACAACUCCUUGGACACAUACUGGAGCCUCUCAUUGACCACUUACGAGGACCACUUCCUGAAGUACCUGGCCAAUCACCUGCCUGAAAACUCCUGCCACAUUCACUGCCUUGGAAUUGUAGCGUUCCUUCACAAAAAGCAAACGGGCCUCACAGGCAGAAGUAUCCUUACAGAUCAUCACUUCAAAACAGUGUUAAUUCACUUGCUUUUGAGUAAAGAGCCUCCUGACUGGUACCCUGAACACUUGGCUAGCAGGUUACGUGAUGCAUUGCACUUCCUAGAAAAUAGCCUUCAGGGUAGGAAGUUGCUUCACAGCUUUAUUGGAAAGCCUCUGGUUCCAAGUGAGAUUGGACUCCCUGCUGUAUUUAGUGAUGCAGAGCCUGUAAAUCUCUUCCGCCCUCUUGGGGUACAAAAUGGCAGCUACACCAAGACUGUAAAGCACUUGCAAGAGAUGCUCAGGAACUCUUCCAUGCUGAUAGAGGAGUAUUUGCCAAAGCCGAAGGAAUGCAAUGGUCUGGACAAAACUUCAACUGGUAUAGAGUGUUGA
Messenger RNA from Oncorhynchus masou masou (cherry salmon), 936 nucleotides. Its product is annotated as inositol 1,4,5-trisphosphate receptor-interacting protein-like. Gene Ontology annotation, cellular component: membrane. The transcript is spliced from 3 exons. The record is from RefSeq and is a predicted model, not a curated record. The coding region runs from base 1 to 936 and encodes 311 amino acids. NCBI's taxonomy places the organism in Eukaryota, Metazoa, Chordata, Actinopteri, Salmoniformes, Salmonidae.